AAAAUCCCUCUCAUAUGGUGAAGUAAACAAAUAACCAAAAAUCCCAUAAAAUCGUCAAAUUUCGAUAGAAUUUAAUCGAAAUAUAACGUCAGAAUUUCAUCAAAAUCCAUCGAAUUCCGCCACAGACAGAAAGCACACCAUGAAAAUGCUUUCAACGAAGAAAGAGGAACGUCUCGAGCGGAAAAAGAAGAAACUUUCUGCAUUGGCGACGAUGAUGGAAAUUAAUGCUGCCGAGAAAUCCGACGAGCCUGAAGCGAAAAAGAAAAAAGUUGAAAUGACAGAAACUCCCGCAAAGCUCUCUGAUGAGCAAUACAAAGAUCUCAAGAAGGAAUUGGCUCGAAAACGGAGCGAAUUGAAAAAUGUUCCAGUUUUGCGAUUGAAACCGAUUGCUAAGAAAGCCUCGUUGGAGGAGCUAAAAAAUGAUGACAGAACGCCUUUGUUACUUGACGACAUCCAGAACUUGUUGAUGGUCUCACUGCUGAAAAAUCACAGUCCUUUCACGCCAUGGCGAUGGUGUCACCUGGAAAAAGUCAAUAAACUCACGCAAAGUGUCGUGCUGCUGGUUGACGGAAUAAAUUCCUAUGAAUUUGUGUCGAACGAGAGUUUGUUGGUGAAAAGUCGCGACAUUUUCGAGACAAAAUUGGAAGUUUUGCUGCCCGAGAGUGACGAGAAGAAAAUUGUCGAGCAUCUUGCGUGUGUUCCGUUGACAGAAUCGUACAAAGAGCGUCUGAUACGGGCGCAUGGAACGUUAGAAGCAGCAAUGGGAGCGAAUAUCGACCACAAACUCGUCUAUAAAACAGUUUUUCCAGUGCAUGAAGCACCUGACGAGCUCAAAACUGCCGACGAGGAAGACACUGAACUGCCGGAAGGCGAUAAAUUCUCACGUGUACAGCUACUACUUUCACCUUUGCAGAUGAUUGACGAAGAUUACCCGAUUCCCUUGAAGGGCGAACUGGCAACACGUUGCAAAAACUACAUAAUGACGCAAGAUUCGUACCUUCCGGUGACCGCAAAGAGUCCCAUGUUCGGUUUGGAUUGCGAAAUGUGCAAAGUUGUGAGUGGGAGACAUGAAGUUGCCCGUGUUUCGGUCGUUAAUGAGCAAUAUGAGAGUGUUUAUGAAACUUUAGUUCGUCCCGAACUGCAAAUUAUGGACUACCUAACACCUUUUUCCGGUAUCACGAAGGAAAUUAUGGACGGAGCGACAAAAACCCUGAAGGAAGUUCAACAAGAUUUACGAAAAAUUCUCACACCAGAUGCAAUUUUGGUCGGACAAUCGCUGCAAUUCGAUUUGCACGGCUUAAACAUGAUGCAUCCGUACAUUAUUGACACUUCGGUAAUUUUCAACAUAUCUGGCGAGCGGCAACGAAAGUCAAAAUUACAAACACUCGCCAAGGAAUUUCUCGGGGAGGAAAUUCAAAAAGCCUACACGGGACACAAUUCCAUCGAAGACAGUUGCGCAAGUUUAAAACUCGCCAAACUCAAGUUAUCUCACGACAUUUACUUCGGCGACGCAUUUUUGCAACGUAAACGCGAACUGGCCAACUACAAAUCUCCAUCAGCUUUGAAGAAAGAGACCGAAAAUGUGAAUCAAGAACCCGUUCAACAAGUUGCCACAACUAUUUUCAGUCACAUGGCGAAAAAGAAGAAAAAAUCGCUGAUUGUUACAACGGCAAAUACCGAAGUUAAUUACGAAGAAUACUUUAAAAAGGCCGAAAGUAACAAUCCAGUGCAGUGUUUGCAAGUGUCGACAGCGAAAAAGGCCGUCAGUAAGGCGAGUGAAAUGUUAAUUGAUCACGAAUUUGCUUUGACGCACGUGAAAAUGACGGAAAACGACGAAAGUGUGGCAAGCAAAAUGCAAAAAGUUGAUAAAUUUGUGUCAAAAUUGUGGAAAAGUGUCGCACUAAAUGGACUUUUUGUCGUGAUUUUGGCUGGAAAAAGCAAUAGCGGAGUUGCCCUCAUACAAAUUAAGAACAGGGAGAAUUGUAGCUUUAAUAGUGCUGUGGAUGAGGAACCAGUUGACGGAAAUACAUCUGAUUGAUUGUAUUUAGGAAAUAAUAAAAAUUAAAUUUUUAUUUAAAUUUUUUUCAUUUUUUUUACAUUUUUAACCCGGAGGGUUUUAACGAUAGCCCAAAAUUCAAAUGAAUUCCACUAGUUUCUUGAUUUUUUGAUGUUUUUUUGGGAAAAAUUUAUCUGGAGGCUAAAUCUAAGAAAAAAUCCC
Messenger RNA from Culicoides brevitarsis, 2218 nucleotides. RefSeq names its product RNA exonuclease 5 (gene Rexo5). Gene Ontology annotation, molecular function: nucleic acid binding; exonuclease activity. The record is from RefSeq and is a predicted model, not a curated record. The transcript has 2 exons. NCBI's taxonomy places the organism in Eukaryota, Metazoa, Arthropoda, Insecta, Diptera, Ceratopogonidae. Bases 140 to 2038 code for a protein of 632 amino acids. Gene Ontology annotation, cellular component: nucleus.